Chrysemys picta bellii (western painted turtle) is the source of this 1168-nucleotide messenger RNA. The record is from RefSeq and is a predicted model, not a curated record. Lineage: Eukaryota; Metazoa; Chordata; Testudines; Emydidae.
AGCCCGGUUUGCCAAUACGGCCGCGCGGGAGGGUUUACACGGGCUUGGUGCGCGCCGCUCCGGGGGCGUGGCGCUCGCCGCCCGGGCUGGAGGCUUUUCAGGUCCUGUGCCAGACGCUGGAGCGUCUCCUGUGCUCGCUCCCAGUUCCCCGCGGAGGGGAGGCGCAGCAGCCCGGCACGGAGCGUGUCUCCAGCCGGAGGCAGGGCUCAGGGAGCAGGAUCCCGGCUCCCCACCGGUGCCCGGGAGCCAUGGCUUUGCCCAGGGCACCCCCGGGGUCCUGAGCACCCCGACCCCAAAGGCGGGAGCGGUGGGGCUCUCCGUGCGCCAGUCCAGCUGUUCCUGGCACCGCCCUAUGGGCUGGGGCAGCCGGCGGGACACCUGGGAGCCGGACCCCGCGCCAGGCUCAGCCGCGGGACAUGCAGGUGGCCUGGGGCAGGCAGGGCAGGUGGCAUGUCGGACCUCUCCUCGAGGACUUGCCAACGCCUCCAGGUGGGCUUGGAGACCCCACUGCUGAAGGGCAUCUGCUCUACCUGCUCUUGAAGAAGAUGCACUUGUUCCGGAGCUACAGCUACCAGAUCCAGCUGGAGGGCGAGGCAGGCAGCCUGCCCAGGAUACAGGGCAUCCGAUGGACACCGCUCCCUGACAGCGAAUCAGCCCCAGACUGCGGGCAGAGCCUUACGCAGGCACAUGCAGAGAAGGUUUGGAGAGCGGGGAGACUCCUGUACAGCCACCUCGUGAGCUCCUGUCCUGGCCUCAUCCGCGAUCACAAGUACCACCUUAGGCACCACAGGCAUUGUUGCUCCGGGAAGGAGCUGGUAGACUGGCUGCUCAGUGCAGGGCUGUCCAUCCAAAUGCGGGGCCAGGCCAUUGGGGUUUGCCAAGUGCUGGUGGAUGGAGGAGUCCUGACUCAUGUGAAGCAGGAGUGGCAUUUCCAGGACAAGGAUGCCCAGUUUUACCGCUUUGCCGAGGGGGAGCUGACUCUGGAGCCUGGCACCUGGGACACUGAGGAGCUACUGGAGGCAUUGGUCUUUCUGGCCCAGCUGGGCCCUGAUGCGCUGCUCACCAUGGCCCUGCGCAAGCCGUGAGUAUGCCACAUGUGCCCCCAUGGCUGGGGGAGAGCUGGGCUGCCCACCGAGAGACCCGCCCUCCCCACGGCUGGGCUGCCCAC